AUGUUUAACUUGACUAGUAGGUUUCAAAAUGCCACAAACCAAGCAUUGUCUUCAUCUAUAGCGAUUAGUAUAUUAAUAAUUGGAUUGACAUUACUUCAAUUAUACAAAGACCAAGUUUGGUCGAUUCAAUCAACAUCAAUAAGUAACAUUAAGGCGAGAGCUACAUUGAAACAUUCAUUCAACUAUGGGGCAGCACCAAAGAAGCCAAAGGAAAAUUCAAAAAUCAACUUUGACUUAGAUGCUGAUUUAUCCCCUUUGUUCAAUUGGAAUACCAAACAGGUGUUCGUUUACCUAACUGCAGAAUACCCAGGAAAGAGUGAUACGUCAUCCAACAAAAUCACUUAUUGGGAUAAGAUUAUCACAGACAAGGACGAUGCUAAGAUAAGCUUGAGGAAUCAAGCAUCUAAGUACUCAGUAUGGGACAUAGAGCGGUCUUUCAGAAGCAGAGAUGCUAUUGUAAGAUUGGAAUGGAAUAUUCAACCACAUAUUGGUCCUUUAAUAUAUGGAGAAACCAACUCCACGGGUGCUUUCAGUUUUGCAAGUCUUCCAGCUCCAAAGAAAGCAUAA
Molecule: messenger RNA, 567 nt
Organism: Priceomyces carsonii
Lineage: Eukaryota; Fungi; Ascomycota; Pichiomycetes; Serinales; Debaryomycetaceae
Gene: SPC3
Product: signal peptidase complex subunit
Exons: 1
Coding region: 1-567 (188 amino acids)
Biological process (GO): protein targeting to ER
Cellular component (GO): membrane; signal peptidase complex
Source: RefSeq, a predicted model, not a curated record